AUGAGCGCCGACAGCAUCUCCGAUUUCCUUGCUGAGCAACGAGACGCAGCUCCGGAAGAGCUCCAGCCGCUCAUCCUCAACUUCGAGGACUACUGGGAGCGCAAGCUUUGGCACCAACUCACAGACGCCCUCGUCGAAUUCUUCAACCACGAUGGCAGCGCCCCGCAGCGCUUGGCCUUCUACAAUGUCUUCAUCCUCAAGUUUGCCGAUAAGAUUAACAAGCUGAAGUUGGUGUUGCUGGCCCUCAAGGCUGCCACACAGUGCAAAGAUGAUCGCGAGCGUCUGGCCUUCCUACAGUCAGUACUCAAGAAGGUGGACACGGAGGACUCUCAGGAUGCGUUGGUGUUUGCUUCGGUCGCAGUGGCCCGGGUCAAACUGAGCCUCGGCGAGCUGGAAGACGCAAAGAAGGACUUGGAUGCCGCAGAGAAGCUGCUGGAUUCAUUCGACUCUGUUGAGGCGGUGGUCCACGCCGCGUUCUACGAUGCCAGCGCCAGCUACUAUCAGCGUAAGGCGGACUUUGCAAACUACUACCGGACCGCCCUUCUUUAUCUGGCGUGUAUCGACCUGUCAUCGCUCUCUGACGAGGAACGACUUCGAAGAGCCUACUACCUAAGCGUUGCCGCCCUGGUAUCUACCAGCAUCUACAACUUUGGCGAGUUAUUGCUGCAUCCCAUUCUGGACACCCUGGGCCGAAGCGAGGAUAAUGCUUGGUUGCGCGACCUCCUCUUCGCCUACAACAGGGGAGACCUUGCUGCCUACGACCUUCUCUCAGAUAACAUUGCGUCCAACCAGCUGUUAAAGGACAACUCGGACAGCCUCCGGCAGAAGAUCUACCUGGCCGCGCUGACGGAAGCUGUCUUCCGCAGACCACCGCACGACAGGACCAUGUCCUUUGCUACUAUUUCCCAGGAAACCAAAGUUCAGCCUCAAGAAAUCGAGCAUCUGGUGAUGAAGGCCUUGAGCCUGGGCCUUCUUCGCGGAUCGAUAGACCAAGUCAGCCAGAUUGCACACAUCACCUGGGUGCAGCCGAAGGUGUUGGACAUGAAACAAAUUGAGAGUAUGCGCAACCGACUGCUGGAGUGGGACUCCAAUGUCAACCAGCUUGGGAACUGGAUUGAGGCGGCUGGGCAAGAUGUUUGGGCUGCAUAA
Molecule: messenger RNA, 1149 nt
Organism: Trichoderma citrinoviride
Lineage: Eukaryota; Fungi; Ascomycota; Sordariomycetes; Hypocreales; Hypocreaceae
Exons: 3
Coding region: 1-1149 (382 amino acids)
Biological process (GO): ubiquitin-dependent protein catabolic process
Cellular component (GO): proteasome regulatory particle, lid subcomplex; nucleus; cytosol
Molecular function (GO): structural molecule activity
Source: RefSeq, a predicted model, not a curated record